AAAAUUGGUCAAAAAUCAUCUCAAUACUCUUCAAAUAUGGAAGAGGAUAAUGCUUGGGUUUUCGAUUCGCUUGUUACUUUUCUAAAUGGACCUAUAUGGAACGCGCCUCUGCAGAGUUUCAUUGAAGAAAAAUCUCUGAUUUUUGAACCAAAUGCAGAAGACAAUGAAGGCUACAAAAAUACAUUUGACGAGUUUAAAAAUUUGGUUGAUUUUAUGCUUGGAAAUUUUAUGGAAGAUAUUGGAAUUACAUCUGAGCAGUUUGAAAAUGCUUGCAAAGAAAGUAAACGAUAUCAAGUGGCUUUUGAUCCUAAUUCUUUUGAACAAAUUUGGGCGGCGAACGAUUUCGAAAUGUUUAAAAAAAUGAUGACACAAAGAAAUGUUGAAUUACAACUGCAAGCUCUUGAAUUGAUCGAACAAAAAUAUGGUAUAAGACCUGAAUCAUUUGUUCCACAUAAUCACAACGAAAAUGUUAGAGAAAUACCAGUAAACGUUGAGAAAUCUUCAGAUUUAGAACAACACGUUAUGGAAGAAGUAGCUAAAAAUUUUAACGAUGGACAUGAAGAAAUAGAGACUCCUAAGAAAAUAGAGAAUAUAGAGGAGGAAAAAGAAAUUUUGGAGAGAGAAAAGGAAGUUCUGGAAAAAGUUUUGAAGGAAACUAAAGAAAAACAACUUCCAGAUGUAGCUGCGCCAUCAGCGCACGCUAUCGAGCCGACAGUUAAGAAAGAACCCAGCAUUACCGAGAAAAAAGAUUCUCAACCAACUGAAAAAAAAGUUGAGAUCGACGCGUUGGAAUUGAAAAAACGCCAAGAAUAUUUGCGAGCUCAAAGAGAUAAAUUGGUGGCAUUGAAAAAAGAAGCUCGUCGUAAACAAUUAGAUAAAGGUACUACUAAGUUGAAAGAGAGACCAAAAUCGGCUAAAGCCGCCGAAGCGGUUUUGACAGGAGGGAAGAGUAACAUAGCACCCCAACAGCUGCAAUUUCGAAAAACUCUAGCUGAACGUUUAAGGGCGGAAGUAGUAGCAGCAAAUGAAUAAAAACACAAAACGUUUUUUACUUAUAUUUAUUACCUAAAUAUAUAACGAGUACAAUUUGUAUUUUACAAUUCUUUAAAACAUUAAUUUGUUACAUAAAAACAAAUAUUAGAUAAUUGCCUUUUUGUCUGUUGAUUCAAAAAACGUAUCGCGUGUAUAAAAAAUAUUAUGAUGCUGCCGCCAACAAAUAAUAAUGUCCAGUCACAAGUUAUCAUCCUAUUUGUAGAAGAACAGUAAAUCUUGUAUUAAAAAAAAUUUUCAUAAAAUUUGUUAAAAUUAAUUGUGUUUUCAUACUGUUAUUUUUGACACACCUGUGUAACUUUUUCUAGAUUUUUUUUAAGUUAAGUUUCAACUUCAGUCGCUCAUUUUUACAUACAUAUAAAUAAUAAAUAAACAAGCUUUUUGAUAAAUAGAAAUUUUGUUUUGUAGCUUUAAUUCCAAAAUAAAAUAUUCUAAAAUGUAGUAAGUUUUUUAUUUCACACAUUCCUUCCUAGAAAAUAAAUUGUAGUCCUUCGUAUAUUCUUAUGAUAACAGUUACUUUGCAAACAGUGCAAUUAUAACAUCUCUAAACUGGUUCGAACAAUUUCAGUCAAGAUUUAUUUCCACCAAUUGGUGAUUACCCGAUUCAACUUAAUUUUAAUUUUUUUCAAUUCGUGUAUAACUUUUAGUCUAAGAUCCCACUGCAGAAUUAGUGCGCUCAUUCAUCGGUUUUUUGCUAAAACCCAAAUUUUUAUGUAUAUUUAUAAUUAGGAGAAAUGAUAUCUAUCAAAAUUUGCCGCUAGUAUUUUUAAUUUAUUUUUGGGAAACAAUUUCGUUCACAGGUGUAAACAGAUAUGAUUUAUGUACAUCUAUUAAUUAUAUAACAAAUAAAAGCAAAUUUUUUUUCUAUUAAUUAUUAUCAAUUUCUCAUUUCCUACCCCUUUUGAUAUAUUAAUGCAUCUAAAUGUUUUUUAUUUUAGAUCUCUUCUGUUUUAAAAUUAGUUUUUGUUUAAUAAUUUUUGGAAGAAAGAUAAAGUCUUUAUCAAAAUUUGAUAUUUACACUGACAAUUUGAGUAUUUAUAUUAAUCAAUAGAUUAAUAUGUCAAUAAGGGUUGCUGGCUAUUAAAGCCAUUACGCAUGCCUCGAAUGCAAGUGCUCUCAACCACCGGGGAGUAAUCAUGUAUGUAAUACUCCUAAAUGGACAGUUGGUAUGGGAAAAAACGUCCCUACGUUACGGUGUCGACAAUAUUCAUUUUCUCUCUCGUUCGAGACACUUUAUCUAUACUGCGCAUGCUUGAGAAUGCGCACAACCGAGCUGGAAUCUCGGAGGACAGAGAAAUCGUUAUAAUUCUGUGAAGAUUUUUAGGUAUUAAACAGUGAAUAUACAGUGGGUCUACUUAAGUUGGACUGAGAUUCUUGAUAAAAAGUUCUGCAUGGUCCAAAAGUUAAAAUGCAACCAUCAGAUAUCAAUUUUUAGGAGCAGUUUUUGAACAACCUCGCAAUUUACAUAAGUAAUGAAUGCAUAAUAAUUAUUUAUUGUAGAAAUGGAAAAACCCAUACAAAGAAUAUUUAUUAAACAUGAUUAAAUUUUAAUUCAAUGUCCUAAGGCUUUGACAUACCCACCUUCUCUUUGUAAACAAUUAAUUGUUCUUUUCUCAAACUCUUUUAUUACUUUCCGUAUCAUAUUUGGGGCAAUUUGUUGGCUUUCUUCAGAAAUAAUCCUCUCCAAAUGAUCUACAUCAACGAAUGUCCCUCGCUGAUAAACCUGCUGUUUUAAGUAAUCCCAUAAAAAACUCAAGGGGAGUCAAAUCAGCAGACCUAGGAGGCCAAAAUAUCUGAAUCUGAAGAAGAUUGAAGCACAGUCUUGUAGGAACCAAAUUGUCAAACGUUCUUGUAACGGAAGGUUGUACAAACAAACACUUACUUGAUUUUCCAGUAAUUGUAAGUAUUGUGCGGCAUUUAAGGAAUGUCGAAAAAAAUACAUAAAACCACUAAUAAAAAAGUUUUCCAUAUGGUUCCAACUUAAGUAGACAAACUGUAUAACAAAAAUUCGGGAGUAUCAUAAUAAAGGAAGACAAAUCUAUCGUUUGGAUGAAACAUGGUUUGAUAGCCACGAUACUGUUCGUAAAGCAUGGAUCAAUGAUAUUGGAAAUUUAAAAAGAUGCGAUGGGGAACAAGGUUGAAUGAAUUGUGCAUUAUUAUUAAGUUCGAAGCAUGUUAAGGAUGGCUCUUUAGAUUAACCUCAGGAUAUUGAAGUCUUGGUUCAAAGAAAAACUGGUACCUGGACUACAUGACUACAUGCAAACAGUGGAAUUGUGUUAGAUAACGCCUCUUACCAUCCAACAUAAAUUCGUUAAAUUCCAGCUAAAUAGUCUUCCAAAGGAGACACAGGUUUUAGAAACAAAAAUAAUUUCCAAAGAAUAUACUGUAGACGAAAUGGUCGAGAAGAAUAGUUACACUGUUUUAAGAUUACCUCCGUACUACUGUGUUUUCAUUCCAAUCAAAUUAAUAUGAUCCCAAGAGCUAAUAAAACUAAAAAAUUGCUCCUCAGUUGGAACUAAUGAUGAAGGAAUUUUCAAACAUUAGCAUCGAGAAUUGUAUUUAUAUUAUGGGAACAACUUUUUAUGCCAAAGGUAACAACACCUGUGAUAACAUUUUCGCUAUUAGAUGACCGGUAAUACGAUUUUAAAUUUGAUAAAACUCAAAGCUGUGACAUAACAACCCUACAAAAUGAGCUUUUAUUCAUAUGGGGUACCUUUACCCAAAAAAAAAUGGUGGAGACGUUUAAUAAAAAAACAAAACACAAUUUAUCUCAUUUCAAUAAAAUUUACGUCAAUUUUAACAGGUCUAAUUUCAAGCUUUAGUUCUCAAAGUUGCAAAGCUAAUCAAUUCGAAUGGUUUUUGAAAGUUUGCCCUGGGACGAUAUUCGAAUAACUAACUAAAAAGUAACUUGGGAUCAUCGGCGUCUAGUACGGUAAUGCCUCAAUUACGAAAGUUGUUUAUACGAUAAUACGUGAAUUAACCUACAGAUUAUUCUUUCGUAAUAUAAGAGUUGUGUAAUAGCCAAUCCACCUCUUCAAUAGAUUAUACCUCCCUUAUUACUUACUACUAUUUUGAGUCAUUAAUCAAUAUACUUAAUUUUGAACCAUCUUUUAUACAAAAUCGUUCAUUUAAUCAGUGUAUAAUGACAAUAAUUUCAAUUCAAACUAUUUGUGACUAAACUGUCGAUAAAUACCUGUAUGGGAAUGAGAUAUUAAUAAAAGCUAAUUUUGUUAUCAUAAGAAAAUAGAAAUGGAAACAGGAAAAAGUCUUACAUUUAAUUUUUUCUCCUGUAAAUUCAUUUUGGAUAUUUAUAACGAAAAAUAAACUAUUUCAUUGAUAUAAAUCAGCCAACGAUCAAAGGGAAUUUACUUGGGUGAAAUUAUACCUAUCGAGAUGGGGUAUUUAUGUCCGCAAACGCAUCCUUUCCAAGAUACAGGGUGUUAAAGUUAUAAAAUUCAAUUGACGAUUAUAAGGUUGAUUUCUAGUUUUUUCGAGACGUGCAGCUUGACCCUUUUCCACGCCUGAAUUCACCGCCACUGGAUAAAAUGUUAUUUCUUUUCAAUUUUUGAUUUCUACCAUCAAUCCUCGAUAAAAAAGUAGUAACAUUUGACUACGCUGAAAUUAAACAUUCUCGAGAAAAUCAUCAUUUUGUGAUUAUUUAGAAAAAUACAAAACAGUUCCUUUCGAAUCAACUUACCUCGAUAGGUGAAAGGUGUUCUGCAAAAUAAUAUUUGUUCGUCAAACUACACGUUUUCUUCGAAAAAGUGUUGUCUUCUAAUACGCUAAACCUGUUUUCCUCAAUUAACACUAAUGUCAUUUAAAUGAUAAUUUUACGAAGAAAUCAUUUAAAAAACAAAUCUUAAACACGAAAUAGGUGAAACACAAUAAAUUAAAGUAACUGUCCAAAUUAUCCACCUCUUUCGUUUACACAAGCCCUGAGUCUUCGCAGCUUUGAUAAGUGCACGUUUCGGAAAACUUUGAGCCCGGACCGGAUUAAGGUUUAUAAGGCCCGGGGCUAAAAUAAUGACGGUGCCCCCUUAAGGAAUUCGAAAACCCGGAAAAAUUCAUAAAAUAAUAUUAAUACGUUAGAUUCGUAGUAUCAACACAUCAAAAAAUACAGAAUGAUUUCCAAAUGAUGGGGCCCUCUUGAACCUGGGGCUAUAAUCCCCCCAAGCUCCUAGCUUAAUCUGGCCCUGCUUUGAGCGUAUUAAAAAUUUCUUCCAUUGCUGCUUGUAUACGACCAACAACAUCUUCCUCAUUUUCUACCGGACUCUGAUGCCUCCACGGAAAAAUCAAGGAGAGUAAGAUCUGGAGAUCCAGCUGGCCAACCAAUUGGUCCACCUCGACCUAUCCAAUUAUGUCCACAAGUUGCAUUUAAAUGAAGCCGUACAUUUACUGAAAAAUGUUGAGAAUCUCCAUCAUGCUGAAAUAUCAUAUUUUGUCGGGUAUAAAGAGGAACUGCUUCCAGAAGUUCUGGUAAUGUGUCCCUUAAGACAAGAAGAAAAUGUGUAGUUUAACAAACAAAUAUCAUUUUGUAGAACAACAGUUACCUAUAGAUGCAAGCUAAAGCAGAAACUGUUUUGUAUUUUUCUAAAUAAUCACAGGGUUACAAAUUGAUGGUUUUCUCGAAAAUGUUUAAUUUCAGCGUAGCCAAAUUUUAUUACUUUUUUAUAAAAGAAUGAUAAUGGAAUUCAAAAAUCUUAAAAAAAACUGCAUGUCGCUGGGAAAAACUUGAAAUCAUCUAUUCAUGUUAAAACAAGUAGUUUAUCAACCUUAUAAUAUUCAAAAAGUUUCAAUAACAAUCGAUCACACCAUUUCAAAUUAAUCGACAAAAAAUCGUUUUAUUUUUAAAACUUUAACACCCCGUAACUUGGAAAGGAUGCGUUUGCGGACAUAAGUUCCCCAUCUCGAUAGGCAUAAUUUUACCAAAGGAAUUUCCCCUAGCGCGUUGGAAGUCGAAUAUAGGACACCCUGUAUAUUUAGUAAAUCGAACGUGACGCAAAAAUGGAGAAGAAUAUUUUUAUUUUUGAUAUUUAUGCACAAAUAUUCGAAAAACCAUUUGGUAAAUAUUGCUGUGAAAUUUUCUUGAGCGAAUAUACAAUCAAAAUCUCCUUUCACUUCAAAAGAUGUAUUAAAACAAAAAGAAGUUAAUGUAAGAACCAAACAAAUUUUCAUGAUAUUGUCGAGUUUCAUAUGAAAAAGGUUGAAACAAUCAAGAAAUCAAAAGGUUUGAUUUGAUCCGUUUCAGAAAAAAAUAAUUCGAUUUAGAAAAAUCGAAGCUAUUCAUCAAUACAGUGCACGAACCGCUUGUGCACUGUAAGCAUACGCUACAAAAUCAACAACGUUUCGGAGCGCUUUUAACUUGUGCUAGGUAACGGUAGCGGAGCUUAAACGGCCUAAGAAGCUAUUAAAAUUGUAUCAAAACGUAGGUAUGUUAUACCAAUAAAAAGAUUUUGAAAGUAAUUCAAUUACUAAUCUUUUUCACUCUCAAAUACGAUUAAGAAACUCACUGACUUGACACAGCUGUUAUAAACAUUAUAAUUUUUAUUUACGAUAUUUGUUUAUAGAGUCAUAAAUCUUGGAAUAGUCGAAAAUAUGCUAAACAGUGCGUGAAGUGAAUACUGUUCCUAGAAAAACUAAAAUUUCGUUGUUUAAAUGUUCGCGCGAAACGUUAAGGCAUGCGCACAAUGUGAAAGUCAAAUUGAGCCCCUGGCGCUAGUCGUCACGCUACGACCGCUGAAUACGAUGUGACCCGAACAAGAUAAUGUUUGAAAAGGGAGUUUUCGGUGGUUCCCUCUAGAUAGCAACGCUCAGUAGUAGUCAAAAUGAAGUUUUCUGUUAUAUACUUUGUUAGUCUGUGAUUCCGUGAUUAGUACCACCAAUGGUGUUGAUUCUAUUACACUGAGUAGACAAAUUUAUAAGAAUUAAUUUCUCCAACGACUUCCAUUUGGAAGAUUCCAUCUUUAAUCUUCGUUUAUUCGCCAUUUCGUCCUCGAUACCUAGAUAGGUUACUAGUUCCAAGCUCGCUCUAAUCAAAUAAUAUAAUUAUGGUACUAAUAGCGUCAACGUUGAUAUUGGCACUAUCGCAAUCACCGCUUAAAUAUUUAUAAUCACUUCUUCCGUAUUUUUAUUAGUAACUAUAUUUAAUAGUGAAGUCACAAAAACCGCCAUAUUCUAGUAAAAACGCGCGCUGUUGCCCAAUUAUUUUUCUUUAACCGCAGCUACGGUCCUUUGGGAACCAACGCCUUCUCAACAAUCAACUGCCAAUCCUUUUUUUACUGAGCAUGGUGCCUCCAACGCCGAACCCCUAGAUGGAUCAGGUGCGCCACAACGUCCUCCAACCAUCGAAGGCGCGGUCUUCCUCUCAGUCGCCGUCCUACAGGAACUCCAUAUAUGGCUCGGCGCGGGUAUCCAUCAGAAGGCAUCCUCUCUUCCUCAGACGCGUACCCUUGAUAAACCCCCACCAAAUCUGUCUCGCCAUACAUCGGUCUCAGCUUAGCAUUCCUCCGGAUCUUUCACGCACCAUUCUCGCAAACAGGGCCAAAAAUCUUUCGCAGAAUCUUACGUUCCCAGCAGUUGAAACUCCGUUCACUUGUCGUCAAAGUGCAUGUCUCGCAUCCGUACGUGACUACGGGACGGUUUAUUAUCUUGUUAAUUGUGAGCUUUGACCUUCGCGAGAGCCUUCCAAACUUGAGCGCACUUUGGACUUCCCAGGAGCAUCUGUUCCCUGCAGCAACUCUUGCCUUAAUCUCCGAUGUCACGUUAUUAUCUUCCCUGAUUUGGUAAGUCGGGGCUCUCUUCUGUUCAUUGAGUCAUCUUGCUUCUGUUGCUCGCUGGAACUCCUCAACCGCUCCUAAAAGAACCGAAAUGGUCCGUACCAUGAUGUCAACAUCAUCCACAUAGGCGAGGUGCUGUGUGAGCCUAUUGCAAAUAAUUCCUCCGCUGUUCCCCAAUGGUUUAUAUUAAUGAAGAAACUGUUUAAAUUGUUGUUGAGUCGCGAAUUGUAUUUUCUGGUUUUUGUUUUGUCUUGUACAUUGUUGUUUUUCGAGGCUACGUUGCCCAUUUUUGUGAAUAAGAUAUGUUGGAUUAAAUAUUAGUUAACCAACAUUCAUUUUUAUUUGAGGAUUUUCAGAGAUACGCAAUGGGAGAAUAAAGGACGUUAUGCUGUAACUAGAAUUGUCAACGCAACCUUCGAUAUCCUGUAAGUCCAAGUUUCCCUUAAUAACAAGGUGUAUAUCACAACGACUGGCAUACGCAGACGACGUAGUGAUCCUUUCAACAUCAGAAAAUGUGAUAAGGAACUUUGAAGAGUCUUCAUAGAAACGACAGUGAAUCAGUGAGUCAAUGAAGAUACAUCAAAGUUCAUGAUAAUGACAACACCAUAAGGGAAAAGAGCAAUGAAAAGUUUUUUAAUAGAAUUGAAUGAAGGAAAAGCAAAUAGCUUGAAAGAAGUUCAGAGUAAUGUAUAUCUUGGGGUGGUUCUCAAGGACGACAAUAGUGACCUACUUAGCGAAAUGUGGAAAGAAAUAGAAGAAAAUAAUAGAAGAAAAGAGGUAAAAAGGGGGAAGAAUUAUGGCUGAGAAGUACAAAUAAUGAAAUAAGGGAUGUAUUUGGAGAAACAGAACUAAAAAAAUAAUAAGAUCCAAAAAAAUAAUGUACAAACAGAAAUCCAGAUUUUGGAGCAACAAAAAAAAUGAUGAAUAUAGAACAAUGAGGAACAAGAAAAAAGGAAGACCGAGCAGAGGAUGGUACGUAGAGGUGAUGGAAGAGAGAAAGAGAGAAAUUCCAUGCUAACGGCUUAAAAUGCCUAAAUAUAUAGAUCACGAAUUGAAAAUGUCUAUCUAAGACCGAGUUUCAAAGACAAACCCCAUUUUGUUGCUAUUUUGAAAAUUUAAAAAUAAUUUUUACUGAGUAAAUAAUCAUCAAUUGAUUUAAUUUUAAAUACAGUUUCAUUAAAAUGAAGGAUAAUUCUCAAACUUGAAUGAAUACCAUGAAAAUGUUGUUUGUUUUCGGUUACAAAAAUUGUGUCGAAUAAUCAAUAGAUAAAUAAAUAGAGGACAAAUUCGAAAUAAAAAGAUAAAUUUAUUGAUCACAUUAAUUACAAAAUUAGAAAGAAAAUUAAAUAUUUUUAGUCUAAUUUUUUUAUACUACAUACCGUUAUGUUCCAAAAUUAAAACAUUUUUUAAUAAGGAUGAAAAUAAUGAAUAUGCAACAUAGUGUCAUCUGAAAAGUCGUAGUUUUAGAGUCAAUAAUACAAAUAAAAAAAAUUUACAACAUUAAAGACGUAAAAUAUUCUAUAUUACACUUUUUUACUACAUAAAAACAUAAACAAAUCCAAUUUAUUUUCCAAAUUUUAAUUUUUAAAUCGAUAAUCAAUUCAUAUAUCAGUAGGGUGGAACAAAUAAUCAAUAUGAGCUUCAAUAAAAGGAUUCUCUGAAUCUCUGUUUUUCAUUUUUUCUCAGUCGAAUAGAGAAAAAAUUCAUACUUCAUUAUUAAUUGAUUGUAUAGAAAUAUGUUCUUGAAAAAUUUUGUAGGAAGUUUAAUGCUCUAUAAAAAGGAUAUCUUACAUUUUUUCCGUAAACCUCAUCAUUUGAAUGAUAUUGAAGAUUCAAAUUUGAUUGAUGAUACCUUUUUUGUAUAGCAUUAAAUUUCCUACAAAAUUCUUCAAAAACAUGUUUCCAAUCAAUUAAUGAUGAAAUAUGAUUUAUUUCUUUUUUCUAGUGAACUGAGAAAAAAUAAAAACAGCCAAAUUAAUAGCGAUUAUUUGGUGAGAAUUUUUUUAGAAAUCCAUUUUUCCGUGUCACUUGUGAAAAACAUAAUUAAUUUUUUGUAUACACCAUAGUGUAUAUGGGUUAAUAGGAAUUGAGCACCGGCUUUGUGAGAAUAGAAUUUUACCUCAAAAUUAACAACGACAAAACAAAUUAUGGGUGGUUAGGUUAGGUUGCGCUAGUACUGAAUGAAAUUUGUAUACGAAUUUUACUACUAGAUAUUUAAAUGUAUACUCGUGAAUGAUUUUUGUUUCAUAUUAGUCUACCAGUUCAGCCCAUAUGGAAUUUUCACAUCAACCCUCUGGAAAUUUUUUUCGUUUUCCCACAUUGCCCAUCCACCCCUAAUAAUGUAGACAUGAUUUGAAUAAGCACAUUAUACCUAUAUCAUUAAUUAAGAACUCCUUAAAUAAACACAAGGGUGUUUAAAAAAAUGUUUUUCUUGUGUAACUUUAAGUAAAAAAAAUCCCCACAAAACAUGCACUGUUUAAUUCAACUAUAAGGGGUAGUUUUAUUAAUUUUAUUUACCCAUAGUUAUUCUUAAAGUUGAUUCUUUGAGCUUCACAAAACUAAAACAGAUUAAGAUUACAAUAAUCAACAAACAAAAUAAUUUUAGUUUAGUUAAUUAGUUAAUUUUAGUUUAGUUUAAAGUUUAUAUUAUGAUUUUUUGGUCAAUUAUACACAAAAACGAAAAGAAAAUACCGUUUUUUGACAUUAAGUUUGCUUAGGGAUAGUUAUAUAAAUAAUACUCAUUUUCAAUUUUUUUUAUUAAUUUCAAUCAGUUAUAAUACAUUUAAAAAUACUGCUAGAUCAGAGUAGGGUUUUUACAUUCAGUGCCUCCAGAUGGCAAUCGAGUGAUAAACAACAAUUUAUUGAAGUUCGAGACAUAAAAUAUGAACCAUUCUCUGUGAAGCGAACCAAUUUACCGAAAAAUAAAGCAGAACUUUCAGGCUCUCGUUUAAAACAGUGGAACUUACUUGCUAAUGUCCUUGAUAUCACAAAGAUCAGCGAAUUAGGCAUGAAACGUUCUCAACGUUUUUUACAAAAGAAGAUGGACUUUGUUUUUGCAACGAAAUAAAAGAAAUUGGCAUACCUUUUAUUCCUAGCUCUACAAAAAACUCCAAAGCUGUUUAUUACCCAAAGGAAAUAAAUUCCCACCACUUCCAAAUGCUCAUUCAAUAUGCUUAAAAGUAAAUUAUGAAAGCGUUAAAAUUUUGCUUAAAUCAGUAAAGUAUCACGAAUAUAACUAGCAGCCAAUUGGAAAUUUCAAAAUGGUCGAAUUUUUGAUGUCAAUGUCAAUCUAUGGCAAUAAUCUCAAACAACUGUAGGUAGAAAUUUGUGUAUUCAGAAUAUUUGAUCAAAAACUAGUCAAUAUUAAACAUUUAUUAUCAAAAUAGGCACCAACAAAAACAGUAAGAUUGUGAUACGAAAGACAUGAGCAUUUUUAUCAUAUUUAAGGUAUAAAUAAUAUAUUUGAACUGAUUUUUCACACUAUUCUAUAUUUUUAUAUCAAAUAAGUUUGAAAACAUAUAUACAUACACACAUCCCCCAUGGAUCCAAAGGAACACAAAAUAAUGGGAGAAAGCGAAAAUAGUUAUAUACAUAAAUUGUCUCAAUACUUAAAUGGAAUUAAUUCAAAACUAAACAAAUAUUUUCCCAAAUUAGAAUACAACUGAUUAUCUUCAGACGACACUACGUUAAAUAAACGAUUUUCUACGCAUAAAUCAUAAAGAACAGAAACGGUACAAAGUAUUAAGAACUCUAAGCACUCCAAUGACACUACACAUUUUUUUAGAGGAUAUAUUCGAUACUAAAUGCUAUCUACUGCUAGAUAUAACUUAGGCUAAUUUCACAAUGCUUAGAACCUCACAGUUAUGAACAAUUUAUAUGACAUCCUGUCAUUACCUUUUUUUAUCAAAAACAAACAUGUAUUUUCUAAUGUUAGUAAUAAAAGACAGAGAAUUUUAAUUUUACCUGUUUUCACCUGAUAUUUUUUCUUUGUAUAAUAUGUAUAGUUACUUCGAUGAUUUUAUUUCACUUCAUUUCUAAUUUUUUUGUAAGGACUUUUUGAAACAAGUACCGAAUUCAUAUUUAAAUUUUAUAAAUUUUACUACCUCUACAUACAAAAACACCGUUAAACAUGCACUUGGUUACUAGACAACAAAGAUUUACAUCAAGGCAAUAACAUGUAUUAGUCAGUACAAAUAUUGUAAUUGUUAAAUAGGGGUAGUAUACAGCGUGUUUAAUACAAUAAAGUGAUGAUGUUGAACCAAAUCAAAUUAUUAAACAUAUCAAUUAUUCAAUCAUAAACUUUUAGCUAUAGAAAAGCCUCAGACAUUGAAUUUUUGUUCUUACGAACUAUUUGAAAGUAUAUUAUGGAAUUCAGUUUAAUAAAGAAUGAGAUUAUUAAAAAGAUCAAGUUUAUUUAGUAAAAAAAUGAUCUUCACAAAAUGGUAUUAUUCUUAAAUCUUCAUUUCUUGAAUGUUUGUUAUCGAUUUUAAGUCCAUUUUAGUAAAUAUAAUCUCGAGGUUUCAAACUAAAUCUUUAGUAAAAUAUAAACUGAUAUGUUUGGUUUUCUUCUAUUUCGUGUUGUGUUAAUGCUGUUUUAUUUAUGAUUGCUCAAUCUAUGAUAUAAAUAUUAAGAUGUUUGUCCUAUGUAAACAGUAUCAAAAUUAUUUCGAAGGAAUCUCAUAUAAACGAUUUAUUGUUUUUAGUGCUUUAGAUUUUAGAGUAAUCAAAUAUUUUGAUUAUACAUUAUAUCCUUAAUGACUUAUUCUAAUUUUAUAUUGACUAUAAUAAUUGCUUGACGGCUAUCCUUGCCAUGACAACUGGUGAAGUGGGGCCGGAAUGUUAGAACUCGAUAAUAAUUGAAGCUGCAAAAUCAUACCAACAAGAAACUCAUUGAUAGUUAAGGCGUGUCUUAUUUCUCUUGCGGGGCUCAACCUAAAUAAUCUUUUGCCACCACUCACAGUUCCAGAGCAGCAAAUUUCAUCACUACAACACUGACAAGGACGUCUCUGACAUUUAUCAAAUUAUUUUACUAAAUAUGAAAUUAGAAUGAAACAUAAAGAAUAUUAUCAAAUAAUUUCAGUAGUUUUUAAUCUAAAGCAUCAAGAAGUUGUGAUGGUAUUACAUAGCAUUUAAAAGAAAGGAUUAAAGUCAUCAGUAUAAUAAAAAAUCAAACUACAUUAACGACCAAGGAAAUAGCAGAAAAAUGAAGUAUAAACAUAAAAUUAAAGAAAUUGUUGAAAAUGUAAAUAACUUAAGCUCAUAAUUUAUUGUUCCCACUUCAUAAAUUAAAAUUUGAUAAUUAAUAACAAAAAAUCUUUGUACAGUAGAAAACUGUGUGUAUUUUGGUACUCAUUUUAUAUUCAGGAGGCAGUAGACUUAAGAAGUGAAAAAUGUAUUUUGUUCAUUAUAGUAAAAUCCAUUGUGGUUUGAUAUCAUCGUAUAAAAAAAUUAUUUAUACAUUUACACGUUUGUAAUUGAAAUAAAAAAAGGUAAGUACUUGUAAAAAACACAGCAAUCAUUCAGCCUCUUUAAAAAGAGAUCUUCAAUUUUCUAAGCAUACACCAUAAAAUUAUUUACAACUGCUUUGAAUACGAUCUUUUCUAUUUAGUUUUGAGUUCUGAGAAAGAAUAAUAUUCCUUUUAAAUAUAUUCUCAUAUAUAAAUAGACUGAUUUCUGUUUAAAAAACUCUAAAAAUUCAUAUACAUGGAAUUAAACCUCUUGUUUUGUAUUUUUUUAUCAGUUUUAUUAUGUCAGUAAUAAAUUACAGAUACACGCUGUGUAUUGCGGUAAUACAAUAGACCUACAAGUUAAAAAAGUUGUGCUUUUUCAUAAAUUUAGUCUUCUCAAAAACAAAAGACAACGUAUGUAUAUAUAAAUAGAUCUUUUGU
Molecule: messenger RNA, 13714 nt
Organism: Diorhabda sublineata
Lineage: Eukaryota; Metazoa; Arthropoda; Insecta; Coleoptera; Chrysomelidae
Product: cilia- and flagella-associated protein 36
Exons: 8
Coding region: 37-1032 (331 amino acids)
Cellular component (GO): axoneme; ciliary base
Source: RefSeq, a predicted model, not a curated record